Molecule: messenger RNA, 663 nt
Organism: Striga hermonthica
Lineage: Eukaryota; Viridiplantae; Streptophyta; Magnoliopsida; Lamiales; Orobanchaceae
Source: the annotation of a GenBank genome assembly
GGAUCUGAAUCCAUCUACAAUCUCAUGGCUCCAGCCGCUCCGAAAUCCGGCGAUGCGAUUUUCGCAAGCAUUGAUCGCGUGAAUGCGGAGCUGUUUACUCUCACAUAUGGGGCUAUCGUGCGCCAGCUGCUAACCGAUCUGGAGGAGGUGGAGGAAGUCAAUAAGCAGCUCGAUCAAAUGGGAUACAAUAUUGGGGUCCGGCUAGUUGACGAGUUCCUAGCAAAAUCUAAUGUGUCGAGGUGUGUUGACUUCAGGGAAACAGCUGAAGUAAUUGCAAAGGUUGGUUUCAAGAUGUUCUUAGGGGUCACAGCAUCCGUAACUAACUGGGACUCAGAAGGGACAACUUGCAGCCUAAUACUGGAGGAUAAUCCUUUAGUGGAUUUUGUUGAGCUUCCUGAUACCUGUCAAGGUCUUCACUAUUGCAAUAUGUUGAGCGGUGUUGUCAGAGGAGCUCUUGAGAUGGUGUCGAUGAAAACUGAGGUCACAUGGCUGCGUGACAUGCUUAGAGGGGAUGAUGUAUUCGAGUUGCAGACUUCUAGACUUCUGGACCUCUUCAGAAAUGCAGGUAGGGUGGUGGAGCGUCUGCUGGAACCUCCACCUUUCCCCUUCCAGUUGUCCUGGCGGGGCUCGGCCUUUCUGUUGCCCGAACUAGAUUCGGGCUGA